This is a messenger RNA of Tachyglossus aculeatus (Australian echidna), 1708 nucleotides long. It is a transcript of the gene METTL22, whose product is annotated as methyltransferase like 22. Gene Ontology annotation, cellular component: nucleus. The transcript has 11 exons. Lineage: Eukaryota; Metazoa; Chordata; Mammalia; Monotremata; Tachyglossidae. Gene Ontology annotation, biological process: protein methylation. The record is from RefSeq and is a predicted model, not a curated record. Bases 89 to 1282 code for a protein of 397 amino acids. Gene Ontology annotation, molecular function: protein methyltransferase activity.
GCGCCCGCGGCUGCCGUUGGCAAUGGGCUUCGUCGUCCCCCACGCAGGGCGAUGCUCCUGUCUAUAUUAAAAUCAAAAUUGCUCCACAAUGGACAUGGUGGAGACAGAACCUAUGGAUGAAAUUACAUUCAGAAGUGACACCGUACUUUCAGAUGUUCACCUUAACACCCCAAACAAAAAGCAUCUCAUGGUACGUCUAAAUAAUGUGGGACAACCAGUUUUCCUGACAAACUUCAAACUUCUGUGGACUAGAAAUGCAUGGGAAGAGUCACAGGAUAAUGAAAAACUUGAAAUUAAAAGCAGAGGCCAAGUCAAGGCUGACAGAGAAUUUCCCAGUAAGGCCGGCAGUGACCCAGAUUUCCUCAGCAAGAACCGGACUCAGGGAAGUCCUUGUAGAGCAAUAGAAGCGUUGUUGGAUGAGGAUGGGGAUUUGGACGUGGUAAGAAGAUCAGAGUCUUUUUCUGACCUAAAACAAGAACCUUCGAGAGACAAAGUGCAUCCCAUAAUACUCACCCAAGGGGCAGAAAACUUAAUUGAAGAAGAGGAGCAAGGAAGCUUCCAUCAUGAUUUUGUUAAAAUAGAGCAUACCAUGGCAACACCUCUGGUAGAUGCCGGUAAACAGGUCUGGCGAGGGGCUUUCCUUCUUGCUGAUUACAUCCUGUUCAAAAAUGACCUCUUUAAAAAUCGCACAGUUCUAGAGCUUGGAGCCGGCACUGGCAUUACUAGCAUCAUCACAGGAACAAUCGCUAAGACCGUUUACUGCACAGAUGUCGGUGAAGAUCUUCUUGUCAUGUGUGAACGAAAUGUGACCCUAAACAAGCAUCUGACUGAGCCAAAAGGUGGAACAGUUAAAGUCAGAGAACUGGAUUGGCUGAAAGAUGGGCUUUGCACUGAUCCUCGGAUUCCGUACAGUUGGUCUGAAGAUGAGAUUGCGGACUUGCACGACCAUACCACCAUAGUGUUUGCAGCUGAUGUGUUUUAUGAUGAUGAUUUAACAGAUGCUUUAUUUAAAACACUGUACAGAAUCACUCACAAUUUGAAAAAUCCUUGCACAGUCUAUUUAUCGAUAGAAAAAAGGCUGAACUUCACACUGAGGCAUUUGGACGUUACGUGUGAGGCUUAUAAUCAUUUUCGUUGUUCCCUGAGUGAUCUGGAGAACCUUGAAGAUGGCAAAAUGAGGUUUACCGUAGAACCUAUUGAAACUACUUUUCCCCAGUUCCUCGUUUAUGAACGCGUCGAGCAGUUGGAAUUAUGGAAGAUCAUUGCCGAGCCACUAACUUGACCUCUGAAGUAAAGAAUAUUCCACAAAACAGAUGUCAGUGUCUACAAACAGGUCUUCAAUAAAAUUUAGCACCAAAAGUAAUUUGCUUUAGCCUUUCUUUGGAAAAAUCCAUUGAUGUGUCUUAGCCUUUAUUGUUUUUCGUUUCUGUCGAUGAAAAUUGCUCUAAUCGGACUAGUCUUGAGAAUACUAUCCAGGGAUUGUAGAGUAAAUGAGAAUCACUGUAAUUAAAGCUUGCUUUGACAAUUGCCUUGAGAAACCCUCCCCGGAAUAAUUAGGUCUGCCAUGAAGAGGUUGGACUCAUUUUCAUGGUUUCAUUUAACUUACCUUUUUGUAAUAAAAAUAAUAAUGUUAUUUAUGCAUUUACUUUGUUCUAGACACUGAAUGGAGAACGGGGUGGGUACAAGAUAACCACGUCAGCCAACAGUC